Molecule: messenger RNA, 1044 nt
Organism: Xiphias gladius (swordfish)
Lineage: Eukaryota; Metazoa; Chordata; Actinopteri; Istiophoriformes; Xiphiidae
Product: nicotinamide riboside kinase 2-like
Exons: 8
Coding region: 135-743 (202 amino acids)
Cellular component (GO): cytoplasm
Source: RefSeq, a predicted model, not a curated record
GGGAACAUCUGUGGCAGAGAAGGAGGAAAGGUUUUUAGAAGAAGCCUUUGAUAGACUGUUUGCUUUGGCUGGGUUCCCUUCUUUUAUUUACUGAAUUCCAGAGGUGACCAAUACAGAACACACAGGAGCUGAAAAUGAAGUUCAUCAUUGGCAUUGGAGGAGUGACCAACGGUGGGAAGACCACUUUGACAAACAGACUACUAAAGACAUUACCUAACUGUUGUGUUGUGCAUCAGGAUGACUUUUUCAAGAAACCCGAUCAAAUAGAAGUCGGGGAGGACGGCUUUAGACAGUGGGAUGUGAUCGACUCCCUGGACAUGGAGGCUAUGAUCAACACCGUGAAAGGCUGGCAGGAGAACCCGGUCAAGUUCGCCCGCUCACACGGCGUCAGCCUGUCAGGUGAUGCCGAGGAAUCCGACUCGGGCGAGAAGGGGAUCCAUAUUCUCCUUAUCGAGGGCUUCCUCAUCUACAACUACAAGCCUCUUAUUGACGUCUAUGACAAAUGUUUCUACACUUCCAUUCCUUAUGAGGAGUGCAAAAAGAGGAGAAGUACAAGGACAUACACAGUCCCCGACCCCCCCGGCCUGUUCGAUGGCCACGUCUGGCCCAUGUACUUGAAACACAGGAAAGAGAUGGAGAACAACUGCGACAGAAUAGAGUAUCUCGACGGGAUGACAUCAAAGGAAGAGAUCUACAACAAAGUGUACGAAAGCAUUCAGAACUCCCUGCUGAACAAGUUAUAGCAGGACGGGGACAACAGCAGACUUGUGUAUAGACAUGUAAAUAUAAUUUUGAGUAAAUGUGCAACACCAGCUCUGUACUUCUAGCCUGAUUUGUAAAUAGUUAAUCAUGUAACUUAUUAAGAACUGAUGGCAGAAGCAUUGUGUUUUGUAUAAUCCUGUGUAACUUUUACUAAAAGAUAAGCUACCUCUGGAUUGCCCAGUGUUUAACACCAGGGACAGACCUAAACUCUGAUCUUGUUGUACUGUAUGUCAAAAUAAAAUGCCCGCUCCGAGGAAGGUUCUGUGUUUCGCAACUUAAAGA